AUGGGGAAUAGUGAGCAGGACCACCACCCUUCCGCCUUGGCCGAGCCGGAGGAGCCGCCCGGCUUCUUCCUCUGCACGUACUGCGACCGAAAGUUCUACACCUUCCAGGCGCUCGGCGGUCACCAGAACGCGCACAAGUACGAGCGCACCCUCGCCAAGCGCCGCCGGGAGAUUUCCGCUGCCAUGCGAGAGCACGGGGCGUCCGUGGCCGGUGCCGACCAGGUCGUCGAUGCUUCUGGAGCUGAGCCUGAGCCUAAGAGGUCGAGGCCGCUGGAUGCGCAGCAUGUUGUUCCGGUGCCCGGGAACGACGUCGAGCGCACCGACGAGCUGGACUUGUCCCUCAGGCUAUGA
This is a messenger RNA of Phragmites australis (common reed), 351 nucleotides long. RefSeq names its product zinc finger protein 2-like. Gene Ontology annotation, biological process: negative regulation of abscisic acid-activated signaling pathway. The transcript has a single exon. The record is from RefSeq and is a predicted model, not a curated record. NCBI's taxonomy places the organism in Eukaryota, Viridiplantae, Streptophyta, Magnoliopsida, Poales, Poaceae. Bases 1 to 351 code for a protein of 116 amino acids.